Molecule: messenger RNA, 1524 nt
Organism: Corticium candelabrum
Lineage: Eukaryota; Metazoa; Porifera; Homoscleromorpha; Homosclerophorida; Plakinidae
Product: NXPE family member 4-like
Exons: 3
Coding region: 1-1524 (507 amino acids)
Source: RefSeq, a predicted model, not a curated record
AUGCCGUCAUUGAACACCGAGCCUCGUUUGAAGGCUGCAAGAGCGACACAAGUCAAUCUACUCUCACGUACAUCCAUGCAUAGAGAUGCUUCUUGUACAAGGACUUCAUCUUGGCGUGUUCUAUCAAAGAAUAUAUCAGUAGGAAAGCCAUUUUAUGUCUUGUUGACUGCUCUUGAUUGCAGUGGCAACAUAUCAGAGGCAGGUGAUUUUUAUAAGGCUAUGUUGACAAGCGGCACAAAAACUUUGAUGAUAUCAGUUGGUCACGUGACGGAUUACAAUAAUGGAUCUUACCUUAUUACUUUUGUUCCAUAUUGGAGUGGAGUGGCAAACAUUCAUAUCGAACUUGUUCUAACCAGUCGCGUCAUCAAAUUGAUUCAAAAUACAACAAAAUCGGGUUACAUCAUGCAGUGUUCUUUUCACAACGACUUUGGCUUUGCUAAUUCGCACUAUGUUGGUCCACAUCACAUGAACAAAAUCAAACUUGUAGUCAAAUUGGCUUUGAAGAAUGGUCGUGGACAAAAUGAAUUGGGAUUGUGUUACAUGGACUCACAAGUCAAUUUGCUGCCUCAUUUCAGUAAAUCAUGUGACAUGCGAUUUCCUUCUCAACAUCGUUUCUAUGGAGUGUGUCAAGGUUCUCAUAGCACUAAUUCUACCUUCUGCGAGUCUCUCCAUUGGUGUAUACGUGAUCAAAAGAUGUUUGAAAACCUUGACAAUGAAAAGGAUGUCAUACAAAAGAACACCGGCAUUGUGCUAGGAGACGUAAAGUCCGUGUAUGUAGCAAACGAUGCAAAUAGUCUAGAAAAAGUGACUAGCAAAACUCCAUGCCUGCCACAACCUGUGGUGAAGCCAACUGGUUACUGGAUGGGUAGAUACUGGAAAAACAGCAAUUGUUUGUUUGGAUGUGAUACCGUGAGCAAAUGGUGGUCGUGUUUGACUGGGAGAGAUUUGUAUAUGAUUGGCAGUGUGGGUGUGCGUGUGGCUUUGAAAGGUCAGUUCGUUCCACCGAAAUUGCAGGACCACGUAGUCGAGCAGUACAAUACAACCGUUCACUUUAAUCUACAUGGUCCACCGAUAGCGUCCUCAUCCGCCAUCAACUUUAGUUUAGCCACGUUUACUGCAGACGUCAUCGAUGCCAUUCCAGCAAACGGCAAUGAAAUUCUAGUAAUCAGCACUGUUCAUCAUUUUCUUAGUUUGUCUGUUGAAGGGUUUCAACAGCGUCUAAUGGACAUUGUUGCUGCCAUACGUCGUCUCCGACAGAGAAAGCUGGGCAAAAAGAUUCUCAUCAUAUUUCGCACGGCUAAUCCUCGUGGAGGCACAACAUUUCGAAGAAAUCCUUACCGUCUCAAGCGGUACAGUCAGAUGGCGAUAGAUACAUUGGUGGCAGCAAAGCAAGACGUUAUUGUGUAUGAUAUAUUUGAUAUGUUUCUUGCGUAUCCUGGGAAAGCGAUGGUCCACCUUCCUGACGAUAUGAUGACACUGCAGAUGAAUCAUAUUCUCAGUCUGGUUUGUCCUCUAAAAUCAUAG